AUGGCGGCGAUCACAGAUUUAGGGAAUCUGACGAUUAUUGCGGACUCUUUCUACAUACCAAAGAAAAAGCAGGGAUUCCCCUCCGCCGGAGAGGACGCUCACUUUUUCUCCCAGUCGGCGCAGGUGAUCGGAGUGGCCGACGGCGUCGGCGGGUGUUCAAAGUCCGGCAUCGACUCCGGCGAAUACGCGAGAGAGCUGAUGAAAAACGCCGAGCACUACGUCAGGGACUGCCGCCCCGCCGACGUUGAUCCCAAGAAGGUGCUCGGAAAGGCUUAUACGAACACGGCGGCGAAGGGCUCAUCCACCGCCUGCAUUAUAUCGCUCGCCGGAAACCUACUCACGGCGGCGAACGUCGGCGACAGCGGGUUCAUGGUCGUCCGGGGAGGAAAGAUCUUUUACAGGUCGCCGGUGCAGCAGUACGGGUUCAACUGGCCUUACCAGUUGAAGAAGGCGGCGAAGAACAGGGGGAUGGAGCAGGCGGCGGAGCUGGCGGUGGAGGUGAGGAGCGGCGACGUCGUAAUCGCCGGAACCGAUGGCUUGUUCGACAAUAUGUUCGCCGGAGAGAUAGAGAGGAUUGUGAUGGAGUAUUGCUUGGGUACUUAUGGGAAGCUGCCUCCGUCGGAGAUACUCGCUAUGGCGGCGCUCGGAAAAUCACUCGAUAAAACCACCGUCAGCCCGUUCGAGUUGGCGGCGCGUAAGGCCCGUAAAAAACAUUCCGGCGGGAAAUACGAUGAUAUUACGGUUGUUGUUGCGUACGUUGUACCGGCAGAUAGUUCGUACGACGAAGGCGACGACGAUGAUAAUUUCAUCGUCGAAUUGUUGCGUAAGUUCUUUUGUUUGCAAACAUAAUUUUGUUUAUAUAUUCAAUUCAAUUCAUUUGAUUUUGCUCCUAAUAAUUAAUGGUUUGUAGGAGGAAUUAAUUAGAUCAGUUUUGCUUUAAUGUAUAUAUAUGUUUAU
Molecule: messenger RNA, 957 nt
Organism: Erythranthe guttata (spotted monkey flower)
Lineage: Eukaryota; Viridiplantae; Streptophyta; Magnoliopsida; Lamiales; Phrymaceae
Product: putative protein phosphatase 2C 55
Biological process (GO): protein dephosphorylation
Molecular function (GO): protein serine/threonine phosphatase activity
Source: RefSeq, a predicted model, not a curated record